UUAAAAAAUGGGGAGAAAUAUGUGUUUGGUUUUGGUACUAGUGGGUUUUGUUGUGGUGAGCAUUAUGUGUUGUGGGGUGGCAGAUGCAGCGGUGAAACCUCCACUGAAAUGGCAUUACUAUAAGGUGACGAAUACAUGCGACGACGCUGAGGAGUAUGUUCGCCACCAAGUAAAGGUGUUUUGGGAGAAUGACAGGAGCCUUACGGCCAAGCUCCUUCGCUUGGUUUAUUCAGAUUGUUUUGUCACUGGAUGUGAUGCGUCAAUUCUGCUUGACGAAGGAGAAAAUACGGAGAAAAAAGCGCCACAAAACCGAGGACUUGGAGGAUUUGCAGCCAUUGAUAAGAUAAAAAGUGUUCUUGAAUCACGAUGCCCAGGAGUAGUCUCGUGUGCGGAUAUACUUCACCUGGCCACAAGGGAUACUGUUCAUUUGGCAGGUGGACCAUCUUACCCAGUAUUCACAGGAAGAAAGGAUGGGAUGGAAUCGAAUGCUGCAUCGGUAGACGUGCCCUCACCAUCCGUCUCGCUACAACAAAUUCUUCAAUAUUUCCAAUCCAGGGGCUUGAAUGAAUUAGAUGCAACAACACUACUAGGAGCACACACAAUGGGACGAGCACAUUGUAGUUAUAUUGUUGAUCGGCUGUACAACUACGGUGGUCCCGGUAAACCCGACCCAAGCAUGGAUGCUACUUUACUAGAUACAUUGAGAAAAGCUUGUCCGCCAAGAAAGAAGGGACAACCAGACCCUCUGGUAUACCUAAACCCAGAAUCUGGAUCAAGUUACAACUUCACAGAAUCAUACUACAGAAGGAUCCUAUCUCACCAAGCUGUCCUGGGAAUUGAUCAACAAUUACUAUAUGGUGAUGACACUAAACAGAUCACCGAGGAGUUCUCCGCUGGAUUUGAAGAUUUUCGGAGAUCUUUUGCUGCAUCAAUGUACAAGAUGGGGAAUUUCAAGGUUUUAACAGGAAACCAAGGAGAGAUACGCCGAAAUUGCCGAUACACAAACAAGGGCAACCCAAAUUAGUGGGAGGCCAAAUCAAAUGUUUAGAGUGGAUUCAAAUAUGCCCAGUUUAAACAGAUUUGUUUUGUGUUCCGAAGGUAAAGAAUAAUACAUGAAUAAUACCCUCUUUGUCCUUUUGUAACUUCUGAGUUCCAAUCAUUCAAGUCACUAAAAAAUCUUCUUGUUGUAGUGUGUAUAAAACAUAUGUCCUUCCUCUGA
Molecule: messenger RNA, 1219 nt
Organism: Cajanus cajan (pigeon pea)
Lineage: Eukaryota; Viridiplantae; Streptophyta; Magnoliopsida; Fabales; Fabaceae
Product: putative peroxidase 61
Biological process (GO): hydrogen peroxide catabolic process; response to oxidative stress
Molecular function (GO): peroxidase activity; heme binding
Source: RefSeq, a predicted model, not a curated record